This is a messenger RNA of Leptopilina heterotoma, 1289 nucleotides long. RefSeq names its product S-methyl-5'-thioadenosine phosphorylase. Gene Ontology annotation, biological process: nucleoside metabolic process. The transcript has 5 exons. Gene Ontology annotation, cellular component: cytosol. The coding region runs from base 153 to 1001 and encodes 282 amino acids. Lineage: Eukaryota; Metazoa; Arthropoda; Insecta; Hymenoptera; Figitidae. Gene Ontology annotation, molecular function: S-methyl-5-thioadenosine phosphorylase activity. The record is from RefSeq and is a predicted model, not a curated record.
AUUCAACUUGAUACAUGAAACACAUACAUUAAUAUAUAUACGUACAAGUGUGAAUUGAAGCGUAGAUAUAACCAGUCGCUUCCCGCACAUGUUUGUACAACCUGUUGACGCAGAGAAUCUAAUCAGUAUUUUUUUUAGUCUUUUAUUACAAAAUGAGCAGUAAAUAUAAAAUUAAGGUGGGUAUUAUUGGUGGAUCUGGACUAAAUGAUCCUGGAAAUCAAAUCCUAAAAUCUUGCUGUAUUAUUAAGCGUGAAAGUGUCGAAACAGAUUUUGGAUUGCCGUCUAGUAAUCUUUUCCAGGGAACAAUAGCUGGAGUUGAUUGUGUAUUACUCUCAAGACAUGGUGUAGGGCAUACAAUAAAUCCAACUGGUGUUAAUUAUCGUGCAAAUAUUGAAGCCUUGCGUUCUGUCGGAUGUACACACAUUAUAGCAUCAACAGCCUGUGGUUCUCUCGCGGAGUCUAUUGACAGAGGUCAUUUCGUUAUUCCAGAUAGUUUUAUUGACAGAACUAUUCAUAGAAAGGGAACAUUUUAUGAUGGUACGUCACAAAGUUAUCAAGGAAUUUGUCACAUUCCAAUGGAACCAUCAUUCGAUCCUCAAGUCUCUAAUAUUAUUCAGAGAGCAUCUGAACAAGUUGGAAUAACUAUCAGGAAAGGAGGAACUAUUGUGACAAUAGAAGGUCCCAGGUAUUCAUCAAAGGCCGAAAGUAAAGUUUUUCAGUCUUGGGGUGGGCACUUGGUCAAUAUGACUAUAUGCCCUGAGGUAUAUUUAGCAAAAGAAGCAGGAAUUCUUUAUAGUGCAAUUGCUUUAGCAACUGAUUAUGAUUGCUGGCAUGAAUCUGAACAAGUUGUAUGUACCUCUGACGUAUUAGACGUAUUUAAACAAAAUGUUGGCAGAUUAAUUGAGGUGAUUGUGAAAUCAGUGGAACUAAUUGGAAAACAAAAUUGGGAUCAGCAGAUCGAUAAUCUCAAGGAAAUUAUAAAAAGCAACACCCUUAUUUAGCUGCAAGAAAACAUGAAACGAAUAUUUUACGAUAAAAAGAUUGCUGACCAAAAUUAGUAGGACUUUUAUCCUUGUUACACUCACCGAAAAACGCAAGCGUGUAAACACUGCCCAAGGCACAGAGUCCGAUUAUAUCUGUAUGGGAACGUGUCGUGCUGUAGUGACCAUUGUAGAACCUGCUUGAUUUCCCGUUUGCGAUUAUUAUUUCCGUUAUGUUUAUAUUUGGCCUAUAGCUUAAGAAAUAAUUAUAUUUCUCACUUUUAUUUAAUAAACAAAUAAUAAAACUUG